This is a messenger RNA of Phytophthora megakarya, 474 nucleotides long. The record is from the annotation of a GenBank genome assembly. Lineage: Eukaryota; Oomycota; Peronosporomycetes; Peronosporales; Peronosporaceae.
AUGCGAGUGCUCCAUGGGUUCAAGAAUCUGAUCGAAGAAUGUUCGUUGAUAAUCUACACUCGACAUUCAGUGUUGAAAUGGGUCAUCAAUUCCAGGACCGCCGAAGGCCGUCUGGUGCCAUGGGGCGUCGCUCUCGCACGAUACGACUUGGAAAUUCGGAAGCCGCCUAUGGGCGCAAGAAAAACGCCCAGGGAGCACUUGGAUGAAGUCGCCGAAGCACUCAUUCCAGUCAAGGGGCGCGUCAAGCCGCCUCCAGUCGUGAGCGUCGAAAUGCUCUCAGAGGAGUACUCCGGAGUAGUCCUGAGUUUCGAUGGUGCUGCCAAAACAUCCACAAGGAAGGGCAGCCGCGGGUGUAUUCUGUGGCAGUUACCUGAAUGGAAGGUAUUGGAUGCUCGAGGACACAUCCUGGAUGGAGUCACCGUCAACGACGCGGAAUACUUCGUGUUGCUUAAAUGGCUUGCAAUGGCUUUGUAA